AUGUAUUCACUUUGGAAAGAAGUAAGUGAUCAAAUUAAAAAGAAGGCAGAAGAUCUAAAUAACAGUAUUCAAGAAUUAAAUAUAAAUAAUAGUUCCAUAAAAAGUAAUAAUGAUCUCAAGAAAAAUGAAAAUGUAAACGAGAAUAAUCCCGAUCGUAGUUUUCGGGAUAGUAUACAAGAUAAAUUAAAUCUUUUAAAUAAUAAAUAUAUAAAUAAAGACUUUUCAGAAUUACAAUAUUAUAAUGAAAAAUUUAUGAGCGGAUUUAAUAAUAUUAAGAAAAUGGUAGGAGAUAUUUAUAAAGAUAAAUUAAAUAAUCUAAAUAUAAAUGAUGAUGAUUCCAAAAAAAAAAAAAUUUGUUUAUCCAGUAUUGUACCAUGGAAAAAAGCUGAUGUCAUGAUAUCCAAAAUUUAUAGAAAGAAAUAUGAUCAAGGAUUUCCAUUGAACUUACCAGAUCCAUAUAUAAAUAAACAAGUCUAUGAAAGAAUACUAAAAUUAAAUACUGAUAGAAAUAAAAUACUACACACAAAUAUUCUUGAAAAUUAUAAUUUUAAUUGGAACAAAAAAAAAGAUCAAAGUGAACAAAUUAUGAAUGAAGAUCCUAAUUUAAUUAAUACCAAAAAUGUUCUUGUACCUUACUAUAUGUCCGAAAUGCAAUUCUGGAAAUCCUAUUUUUUCAAUAUAGAUAUUAUUUAUAAUGAAAUUGCCGAUGAUAUUUUUGAUAACAAAUUUAAUAUAUUAGAUAAUUAUCCAACAACAAACAUUUUGAAUAAUGAAAUUUAUAUGGAUCAAGUAAAGGAUAAUACUUUUGCGGAAAAAAAAAAUGAACACAUGGAAAAUAAAAAUGGCUACCCAGAUAAUAAAAAUAGCUACCCAGAUAAUAAAAAUGGCUACCCAGAUAAUAAAAAUGGCUACCCAGAUAAUAAAAAUGGCUACCCAGAUAAUAAAAAUAGUUAUUCAAAAAAUGAACAAAAAGCAAACGAAAUAUAUCUUGAAAAUAAUAAUAUAAAAAUUGAAAGUACAAUGAGUAGUAUACCUAACGAACAAAAUAAAGACAAUCCCUUUUUAAACGAGAAAGAGUACAAUUCAGAAAUAAAUAAACAUGUUAAUAACGGAGAGAAGCAUUUUAUAAGUAAGGAAAAAGAAUAUAAUUCUUGUUCAGUAUUAAAGGAUGUGUUGAUUAAAAAUGAAGACGAAAAUAUUACAAAUGACAUUGUAACAAAUGAAAAUGUUGAGGAUGAAAAAAAUCACUAUAACUUAUAUGACAGUAAUUCUAUGACAUCAUAUGAAGAUGUUUAUAUGAAAAAGACGAAUAUAAAUGGAAUAAAUAUAUAUAUGGAUAAUGAUAUACACAUGAACGUAAGUGAAAAAUCAAAUAACUUUAAAAACAUUUUGAAUAACAAUAAAAAAAUCAAUGAUGAUAAUAAAAAAAUCAAUGAUGAUAAUAAAAAAAUUAAUGGUGAUAAUAAAAAAAUUAAUGAUGAUAAUAAAAAAAUUAAUGGUGAUAAUAAAAUUUAUGAUAAAAAUUAUGUUGAUAAUACAGAUGAUAUUUUAUUUUCCUCAAAAAAUGUGGAACCAUGUGAUAUUAAAUUAAAUGAAGAAAGUAAAUAUAAAAAUAUUAAAGAAGACAAUGAACAAAAUAUAUGUCCAUCAGAUAGGAAUAUAUAUUUAAAAGAUAUCUCUAAAAUAAAAAUAGAAAAUAAUGAUUUUCAAAAAAUAUCUGAAUAUAAUACAAAAUUUCUGGAUGAAAUAAGUGAAGCAAAUAGAAGUGCAUGUGAUUUGGAGGAACCAAAAAGUGAUUUUUUUGAUUCUUCAAAUAUAAAAAAAGAAUUGAAUGAAAUGAAAAAUUCAAAAAGGAUAUGUACUAAAAAUGACAUAAUUAAUGAAAAUAUAAAUCCUUUAGACGUACAAAAUGAUAUUAAUAUAAACGAAAUAAUUGAAGAAAUGAAGGAAGAUUCACAUAGUGAUAAUAUAAUACCUAAUAAAAAUAAUAUUCAUGUACAUCAUAAUAUGAAUAUUGAAAUUAAUAAUAAGAGAGAACAAGAAUUAUUUUGUUCUGAUAAUUUAAAAAACGAUUCUGAUGAUAUUGUAAAAAAGGAUGAUAUAAAUUUAGAUGUAUUAAAUUUGGUAAAUAAUAUGGAAUUCGAUAUAGAUGAAAAUAAAUUUAACAAAGAAGAAUUGGAGCAAUUUGAAAAGGAUAUCUUAAACAUGUGA
Messenger RNA from Plasmodium reichenowi, 2211 nucleotides. Its product is annotated as BSD-domain protein, putative. Bases 1 to 2211 code for a protein of 736 amino acids. NCBI's taxonomy places the organism in Eukaryota, Apicomplexa, Aconoidasida, Haemosporida, Plasmodiidae. The transcript has a single exon. The record is from RefSeq and is a predicted model, not a curated record.